GUUCGGGCGUUCUUUCCAGCUUCUGUAGCUCUUUCCUCCGUGCAUUUAAAAUUAUGGCUCCGCCUCCACUCCCUUAAUCACACUUCGACCCCGCAGACCAGCUCCACGGUGUUCGGUGCAGAGGUGGCUGUUGGCUUGGAGCAAGCCUCACCCCCGCAGCCCUCCUCACCCAGGCGAGGGGCGGGCGCGAGAAAGUAGCAGCAGCGCCCCCCGCGCCGCCCGCCGGGGUCUUUCCUCGGAAGCUUUUCAACAGUCUGCUGCAGGGAGCGCAGCCCGAGGCGGCGCCGUGCGGCUGCAGCGCCGGCAAGUACCGGGAGCUGCCCGCAGCACGGCACAAAGUUUCCUGCGAGCGGCCCCCGGCGGCCAAGGUCCGCGGAGCCCAGGAGCCGGGCCAAGAAGGAGGGGUGGGUGGGUCUUUCCCGGCUCUUGACGACCUCCUCUGCUGACGCAGCGCGGAGAUAGAGUGUCAAGCGAACUUUCAAAAGCUGCUACAGACGAAUCGGCGCGGAGAUCUCCACGGUGGGGGACCCUGGAGCGGAUGGGUCAGGCCUGAGGGACACGCUGGGAGAUCCGAUCAGCCGGUGACCCGCAACUUUCCGGCGAGACUGCUGCGGAGAACGGCGCUCUGCCUCCUCUUUUAUUCUCCCAAGCUCUGCACGCGUUGGCGUCCUGCUUUGCUGGACAGCUGGGCAGUGGGUGAAUUGAAUCCCUCGCCCGCCCCGGCGCCUCCGGGCAGAUGUGAGUGUCGCUCUCGGUCCGUCCAUCGCCUUAUUUCCCAGGAGGUAACCGUCGGCUGCCCCCCCGCCCUCGGUGCGCUCUGGUUCGGGGCGCGGAAGCCAGCGUUUUGGCGGUGAGCCGGCUCUUGGAUGCUGAAGGCUGGGCUCCUCCAGCGUGGGUGCUGAAGCAGCAAUGGGUGUCUUGAAAGUGUGGCUCGGGGUGGCCCUAGCAUUGGCGGAAUUUGCAGUAUUGCCUCAUUCUGAAGGUGCUUGUGUCUAUCAGGGUUCCUUGUUGGCGGACGCCACAAUUUGGGAGCCUGAUUCAUGCCAGAGUUGCCGUUGUCAUGGUGAUAUUGUGAUCUGCAAACCCGCUGUUUGCAGAAACCCUCAGUGUGCUUUUGAGAAGGGAGAAGUGCUUCAGAUAGCUGCCAACCAAUGCUGCCCUGAGUGUGUAGCGACGAUUCCUGGAUCUUGCCAUCAUGAGAAGAAAAUCUAUGCGCAUGGGACAGAGUGGUCCUCCUCCCCGUGUAGUGUGUGCUCCUGCACUCAUGGGGAAGUCCGAUGCACCCCUCAACCGUGCCCACCGCUGUUAUGUGGCCACCAGGAGCUGGAAUUCAUCCCAGAAGGAAGCUGCUGUCCCAUCUGUGUGGGCCCUGGGAAGCCAUGUUCCUACGGAGGCCGUGUGUUUCAGGAUGGCGAGGACUGGCCAGUGAGUCGGUGUGCCAAAUGCAUGUGUAGAAACGGGGUCACCCAGUGCUUCGCAGCUCAGUGUCAGCCUCUGUUUUGUAACCAGGAUGAAACUGUAAUCCGAGUCCCUGGAAAAUGUUGCCCGCAGUGCUCUUCCCGAUCAUGCUCCGUGGCCGGCCAAGUAUACGAGCAUGGUGAACAGUGGAAUGAAAAUGCCUGUACCACAUGCAUAUGUGACCGGGGUGAGGUCCGGUGCCACACACAGGCCUGCCCUCCAUUAAGAUGUGAAAAGGGUCGGAGAAGGGCUCAGCGUCAUGGCGAAUGCUGUGAGGAAUGUGUGUCUCUUGCUGGAAGCUGCUCAUAUGGUGGGAUUAUACGGUACCAGGAUGAGAUGUGGAAGGGUUUGGCCUGUGAGUUCUGCAUGUGUGACCAUGGCCAAGUGACCUGCCAGACUGCAGAGUGUGCCAAGGUGGAGUGUGCCCAGGGUGAAAAAUUAAUUCACUUAGAUGGAAAAUGCUGUCCUGAAUGCAUUGCAAGGAAUGGCUAUUGUGUUUAUGAAGAAAAUGCUGCAUUUAUAUCCUCAAAUGUGAGUGAAGUUAAACAUAUUCCAGACGGGGAGAAGUGGGAAGAUGGCCCUUGCAAGCUGUGUGAGUGCCGGGGGGGACACGUAACUUGCUAUGAGCCCUCUUGUCCGCCGUGUCCAGUGGCCACACUAGCCCAGGUGGUGAAGGGACAGUGCUGCCCAGAAUGCACAUCAGUUCAUUGCCACCCAGACUGCUUGACCUGCUGUCAGUCUCCAGACCACUGUGAUCUCUGCCAGGAUCCCACCAAGUUGCUGCGGAAUGGACGGUGUGUGCACAGCUGUGGUCCGGGAUUUUACCAAGCUGGUGCUCUCUGUUUAGCCUGCCAGCCUGAGUGCUCCACGUGUACCAGUGGGCUGGAGUGCUCCUCCUGCCAGCCCCCCCUGUUGAUGCGGCAUGGGCAGUGUGUGUCCACCUGUGGGGGCGGCUUCUACCAAGAUCACCACUCCUGUGCAGUCUGUCAUGAGUCCUGCGCGGCCUGCUGGGGUUCCACCGAGAAGCACUGCCUGGCCUGCAGAGACCCCCUCCUAGUGCUGAGAGAGGGCGGCUGUGAGAGCAGCUGUGGCAACGGCUUUUACAACAAGCAGGGGACCUGCAGUGCUUGUGACCAAUCCUGUAAGAGUUGUGGCCCCAAUAGUCCCAGAUGUCUUACCUGUACUGAGAAGACAGUGUUGCAUGACGGCAAGUGCAUUUCUGAAUGCCCUGGUGGGUACUACGCUGAUGCCACCGGCAGAUGCAAAGUUUGUCAUAAGUCGUGUGCCAGCUGCUCUGGACCCAGGGCCUCUCACUGUACAGCCUGCAUCCACCCCCAGGCUCUGCGCCAAGGCCACUGUCUGCCCAACUGUGGAGAGGACUUCUAUCCUGACCAUGGGGUCUGCAAAGCCUGUCAUCCCUCUUGUCUGACUUGUGUGGGUCCGGGGCGCUCUCACUGUACCCAGUGUAAGAAGCCAGAAGAAGGACUGCAAGUUGAGCAGCUGUCUGGGGCAAACAUCACUGCUGGCGAGUGUCUGUCCCAGUGUAGAGCCCAGUUCUACUUGGAGAACACUGGGCUGUGUGAAGCUUGCCACCAAUCCUGUGUCAGGUGUGCAGGGAAGAGCUCUCAUAAUUGCACAGCCUGCCGGCUUUCCCAGGUGCUGUUGGAUGGGCAGUGCCUCCCUCAGUGCCCAGAUGGACACUUUAACCAGGAAGGCAGUUGUACGGAAUGCCACCCCACUUGCAGGCAGUGCCAUGGCCCAUCGGAAUAUGACUGCACCUCCUGUCACCCUCAUGUCACUCUUACUGGUGGGAACUGCAGGACCAGCUGUAAAGAAGAGCAGUUCCUCAACCUCGUGGGAUACUGUGCUGACUGCCAUCCUCUGUGCCAGCACUGUGCAGCUGAUCUCCACCACACUGGGAGUGUCUGCCUGAGGUGCCAGAAUGCCCGCUACCUGCUGCUGGGGAACUACUGUGUUCCCGAUUGCCCUUCAGGGUACUAUGCAGAGAAUGGAGCUUGUCAAAAAUGUCACUCCUCCUGCAGAACCUGCCAGGGCAGAGGACCCUUCUCCUGUUCUUCAUGUGACACUGAUCUCGUCCUGUCCCACCUUGGCACCUGCAGUGCCACCUGCUUCCCAGGGCACUAUCUCGAUGAUAACCGUGCUUGUCAACCAUGCAACACCCAUUGUGGAAGCUGUGAUUCACAGGCCAGCUGUACCUCCUGCCGAGAUCCAAAGAAGGUCCUGCUCUUUGGGGAAUGUCAAUAUGAGACUUGUGCCCCACAAUACUAUCUUGACGUCUCCACCAAGACAUGCAAAGAGUGUGACUGGAGUUGCAAUGCGUGCAGCGGGCCUCUGGGGACAGACUGCCUGCAGUGCAUGGAUGGCUACGUUCUCCAGGACGGGGCCUGCGUGGAACAGUGCGCACCAUCCUUUUACCGGGACAUGGGCUUCUGCAGGAGCUGUGACAGCCACUGUCUGCAGUGCCAAGGCCCCCAUGAGUGCACCCGCUGUGAAGAGCCGUUUCUCCUCUUGAAAGCCCAGUGUGUCCAGGAGUGUGGGAAGGGAUACUUUGCAGAUCAUGCAAAUCGCAAAUGCACAGCCUGCCCUCGGGGGUGUUUGCAGUGCAGCCGCAGGGACAGAUGUCACCUCUGUGACCAUGGGUUCUUUCUGAAGAGUGGCCUUUGUGUAGCCAACUGCAUUCCUGGCUUUUCUCCCCACUCCUCUAAUGAAACGUGUGCUGGCAAAAUACACACUCCAGGUCUUCAUGUAAAUGGUUCCCUCAUCCUUGCAAUUGGUUCAAUGAAGCCACUGGAUUUUUCCCUCCUGAAUGUCCAAGACCAAGAUGGCAGGGUUGAAGACCUCCUGUUUCAUGUUGUGAGCACCCCCACCAAUGGUCAGCUAGUGCUCUCCAGGAACGGAAAAGAAGUUCAGCUCGACAAGGCUGGCCAUUUUAGCUGGAAAGAUGUGAAUGAGAAAAAAGUGCGUUUUGUGCAUAGCAAAGAAAAACCCAGGAAAGGUUACUUUUCCUUGAAAAUUAGUGACCAGCAGUUCUUCUCUGAGCCACAGCUGAUCAACAUACAAGCAUUUUCAACACAGGCUCCCUAUGUGCUGAGAAAUGAGGCCCUCCACAUUAGCAGAGGAGAGAGGGGAACCAUCACUACCCAGCUGCUUGACAUCCGAGAUGAUGACAACCCACAGGACGUGGUGGUCGAAGUGCUGGAUCCUCCACUUCAUGGCCAACUGCUCCAAACACUUCAGUCCCCUGCAGCUCCUGUCUAUCAAUUCCGGCUAGAUGAACUCUCCAGGGGCCUUCUCCUCUAUGUGCAUGAUGGCUUGGAUAGCAUAUCUGAUGUUGUAGUCUUGCAGGCCAAUGAUGGACACUCCUUCCAGAAUAUACUGUUCCACGUGAAGACCGUGCCCAAGAAUGAUGCAGGUCUUCGGCUUGUGGCUAACUCAAUGGUAUGGGUUCCAGAAGGGGGAAUGAUGCAGAUUACCAACAGGAUCUUACAGGCUGAAGCGCCAGGUGCCAGUGCCUCAGACAUCACCUACAAAAUUACACAGGACCGCCCCCAAUUUGGGAUCCUCACUAACCAUGUGGCUUUCGUAGGGGAGGUGGUCCUUCUGGUUAAUAUGCCUGCAGACAGCCCUACUGAUGAAGGACAACACCUGCCUGAUGGGAGGACAGCAACCCCCACCAGCACCUUCACCCAGCAAGACAUCAAUGAAGGCAUCGUGUGGUACAGGCACUCAGGAGUCCCAGCCCAGAGUGACUCCUUCCGCUUUCAGGAAUCCAGCUGGGAAUAAACUACCACAAUCGCUCACCUUGUUAAAAUUAUCAUCCAUUCGACCUCUGAUGUCUUG
This is a messenger RNA of Hipposideros armiger (great roundleaf bat), 5319 nucleotides long. Its product is annotated as extracellular matrix protein FRAS1-like. The record is from RefSeq and is a predicted model, not a curated record. Bases 910 to 5262 code for a protein of 1450 amino acids. NCBI's taxonomy places the organism in Eukaryota, Metazoa, Chordata, Mammalia, Chiroptera, Hipposideridae. Gene Ontology annotation, molecular function: protein binding. Gene Ontology annotation, biological process: anatomical structure morphogenesis. The transcript is spliced from 32 exons.